Haplochromis burtoni (Burton's mouthbrooder) is the source of this 12370-nucleotide messenger RNA. RefSeq names its product TBC1 domain family, member 32 (gene tbc1d32). The record is from RefSeq and is a predicted model, not a curated record. Gene Ontology annotation, biological process: non-motile cilium assembly. The transcript is spliced from 33 exons. Lineage: Eukaryota; Metazoa; Chordata; Actinopteri; Cichliformes; Cichlidae. Bases 97 to 3933 code for a protein of 1278 amino acids.
UUAACACUGGACGUUUCCAUAGAGAUACAGUUGUGGAUGGCAAAGCGCUAGCUCGAUGAAGCUCUUUUAUAUGCACAAAGACAAGCAGUAGCAGAGAUGUCUGAGUUUGCUGAGGAUGAGGUGGAGUUGCAGUCCUUGGUUAAGCAGUUUCUGAGAAGCAUCAGUGACAAGAUCUCUAGUGCUCCUUCACCUGAAUGUGCUGAAGAGAUCCUUCUUCACCUAGAGGAGACUGACAAGAACUUUCACAAUUAUGAGUUUGUGAAGUACCUCCGUCAAUAUGUGGAGAACGCUUUAGGAUCUGUGGUUGAAGAGGAAACAAACAACUUGACCAGAGAAGAUGGACAACAUGCAAUUGGCUCGGGACACGACACUCUGAUUCACGCAGUGACACAAAGGACUAGAUACUCAGCUGAGUACCAGCAGAUGAUACACACCUUAAAAAACACCAUGAUAACAGUUGUGGAGUCUUUAAAAAACAAGUCUGAGGAGGACCAGCUGAGAAAGGAGGAGACGCACCAAGAGAAGCAGCAUAGGCAGUCCAACAUCCAGUUCACUGACAACUGCUCUGACAGUGGCUCGUCCUUCAGUCGGAGUUAUGGAUUCUUUAGACAAGAGCAGCUGCAAAUUUUGGCUGAAAAGCUUGACUCCAGCAAGCCCAAAGAGGUGCGUUGGGAGGCUCUGAAGGUCCUCUGCCGUGCUCCUACAUCUGAUGUGCUUAGCUGUGAGAGCUGGAGCAGCCUGCGUCUGAACCUCUGCGUAGCUCUGAGCGAGCCGGAUCCCGACCUCAGCGAUAAUGCGCUGCGAUUCUUUGCUAAAAGCCUCUCAUCCUCCCCUCUGAAUGUGACACGAGAAAUUUACACAAGCCUGGCUAAAUCUGUGGAGUCAAGUUUUCUGUCCCAUAAGCUGAGCUUUCCAAGUGGCUCAGCUACCAUUGACAUUAACAGGCCUGAGAUCAGUCAUCUCCUGAAGCAGAUUCGACUGAUGAAUGAUUUUCAAAAGGAGGUGACUAACUUCUGGAUACGUCAUCCAGAGAAAUACAUGGAAGAAGUUAUAGAAAACACCUUUUCCCUGCUGUCCUUCCAUCGCGAACAUGGCUCACCAGGAACUGAGAGAGUCCUGGAACCAGUUCACUUACUGGCUUUACUGGAUGUAAAAGCCACUUGGUUUAAAAAGUGGAUGCAUGGCUACUACAGCAGGGCUGUGAUUCUCAGACUCCUGGAGAGAAAAUACAAGUCUGUGGCUGUAGCAGCUCUUCAGCAGUGCAUCAAGUACAAUGAGUCCUGUGAACGUUUCACAAAUGAGACAACUGAGUCAGGGGAGCAGCGGAGCAUUGGUUUGGUACAGAGGAGUGUUUAUUCUGGAAAAGAGCUCGAGUAUUGCUGCUUUGUUCACUCUCUGUGUGUCCUAGGGAAGCUCAUCAUCUACACGAAUGGAAAAAAGCUCUUUCCCAUCAAAAUAAGGAAAUACAAAGAUCCUGUUACCCUGACAGACCUCGUUGUCAUCCUGCUUAACAUAAUGUAUAAACACCCUAGACCUCUGGACAGGGAUUCCUCACACACAGGUUCAGACGUCCUGUCGCCCAGCACCCUUGUGAUGGAGAUGCUUUGGAUGCUAUGUGAACAGACAGAAUGCGCUACAGAGUGUCUCUAUCAGACUCCAGUUAUAGAGAAGCUACUAACUCCUGUUAUAGCGCUGCUCAGUGGACAGAAGGCUGAGUUAAAGUCUCCUGCAGCAACCCUGAGUCUCAUUGCAGAUAUUCUGGCUCGUAUUGCAAACACAGACAGAGGAUUAGCGCUCUUCUUAUUUGAGAAGAAUCUCGUCGCAGCCCACAGUGAGAGAACCUUUGCUGCUCAUAUCAUCGUACAGUUCACCCAGAGGCUGCUCGACAAGGAAUUGCCAUCGUUGUGUGAAUCUGAUAUGCCCCAUUCAUUAUGUGGAGCCUUUAUUUUAGUUUGUCGGCAGAUGUACAACACCUGCGAGGGUCUGCAGGUUCUACGACCCUACGGCCUGCACAAAGCUUUAGCUGCUGUGUGGAAAAAGACCAGCUCGCUGUCAGAAAGGGUUCAGACUCCAGUACCUGGAGCUGGCGCUGGAUCAUCUACCCAAGAGCUGCAGAACAUGCUCAUUUGGGAGGAGACAUUAUUGGACAGUCUGUUGAAUUUUGGUGCCACUCCAAAAGGCCUUCUGCUGCUCCAGCAGACAGGAGCCAUUAAUGAAUGUGUCUCCUACAUGUUCUCUCGCUUUACCAAAAAACUUCAGGUGAGCAGCUGCGAGAAGUUUGGCUACGGGGUGAUGGUGACACAGGUGGCAGCAACUGCUCCGGGAGUUGUGGCUCUGCACAGUUCAGGCUUUAUACGGGCCCUGGUACUAGAGCUGUGGUCUGUUCUUGAGUGCAGCAGUGACGACGUCAGAGUGGUCCGUCCCAAACCAACUCCCAUUGACCCCAUAGAUAGGAGCUGCCUUAAGUCCUUCCUGUACUUGGUCAACCUCCUCUCCUCUUCCCAGUCGGUGUGGCAACUGCUGGGCCGACAGUCUUUGGCCAACAAAAGCGAAUACACCCUGAGGGAGAUGCCAACCUCCAUACCUGAUUUGAUUGACAGACUGAUUGCCGUGAAUUCGGAUGUGAAGAUUCAUUCUCUCUUCCGCUACGAAGAGAGUCACACAUUCGGCCUGAGACUACUUAACGUGCUCUGCUGUAAUCUGGACUCCUUUCUGCUGUUGGAGAGCCAAUAUAACAUCUGCUCCAUGUUGCUGCAGAGUCAAAUGCGGAACGUCACUGACCCAGACUCCAGUGAGGGGACUAUCAUCAUAGACAGUCUGUCAGUGGAGAGGAACCAUGUGCUGGUUCGUGUUAGUGUCGUUGGAGGACCAUCUGAGAGGAGGCUCCCUCCUCGAGACUUGCAAGAGGGAGAAGGAGAACAUCCUUACCCCUGGCCCUGGUUUUCAUGCUAUCCCGUACCUCGCUGCUACACUUUGGAUCCACCAGACAUCCUACAUACCUCACAGGACUCCGAGAUCAGUGCGUUUCUGUCUUCAUGGAAAGAUCCACAGAAUGACGGAAGCUGGGUGGAAGCCUGCCGAACGUUGUACUGUAAAGUCAUGACGUCAAAACCCAACGUGCUAACUGGAAAGGUGCUGGCUGACCUUCUGGAGAAAGUUGUAGCCCAUCUAUCCAAUUCUGCUUCAGAGUGCUUCUUCUCUCCAGCUCGGUACAAAGCAGAGGAGAAGACUGUGAAGAAUGCCGUAUUAUCAUCUGUGGAACAGCUGGGAAUCAACACCUGUCUGAAGUAUGGGAUUUACCUUGGGCUGCUGAAAGAAGAAGCUGCAAAUGACCUAGCUCUGCUAAUGAAGCAUGUGAAGAUCUUCUUGUCCACGCAGAGAGUUAAAACUUCAUCAGAACUCAUAACUCACCAGGAAGGUUAUCCAGGUCAUGACUGGCUAGCCUCUACAGUGUUCCUCAUCAUGGCCGGAAACAUGGAAAAGUCUUUAUGUUUGUUAGUCAGUCUCUCCUCUCUGCUCACCUCUGCCUUCAUCUGGCCAGCCAGGGUACAUGCAUCGAUCCAUUUUUCUAAGGAAGUGGCUGAAUCAGGAAUCCCUCCUGUCUACUGGUGCACAGCUCACUACGUGGGGAUGCUGCUGAAAGCUGAAGUUCCUCUAGUCCACUCUGCCUUCAAGAUGUCUGGUUUCACCCCAUCACAGAUGUGCCUCCAUUGGCUGACUCAGUGUUUCUGGAACUACCUGGACUGGACAGAGAUUUGCCACUAUAUUUGCACCUGUGUGGUGAUGGGUCCUGACUACCAGGUUUACAUGUGUGUGGCCAUAUUUAAGCACUUGCAACCAGACAUCCUGCAGCACACACAGUCCCAGGAGCUACAGAUCUUCCUCAAAGUAAGAUGGAGUCAGAACUACAAUAUACAUGCAAUAUUUUACUAACAGAACAUACUCAGAUUCACCUUAAAUCUCUAUGGUAGCCUUGUUAAUUACUAUAUGUAGGUAUGUCAAAGAGGAACAAGUAUCCAGUUUUCUGUAGUUUUCCCUCAAAAAUCUGUGUUCUGUGAAACCUCGAACACCUCUGCAGGUAAAUACACUUACCUGCUACUUUGUUCCAUCUAAUCAGAAAAAUCAAGUACAUUUGAAUUCAUGUAGGAAGUUCUUUUUGCUUUGAUAAAGACUUUCUUUUCACUUUUGGUAUUCUCUCACUGUGCUUCAUAUGUAUAUUAAUAUUUAUAAAAAAUGAUCUUGGUCUUGUGUUUCUUAGCUUAAACACUUUGAUUCUUGUUGGUCUCUUUCACUAGUAUUGGUUUAUUUGUAGCAGUUUGAGGGCCAAAUUCUUCUUCCAAAACUUAAUGAUGAGAUGCGUUUGCUAUUUGAACUCUGGGAAUCAUUGAUGUGGGCUCUAAUCUGAUGUGCUGUUAAUUGGCGAUUUCUGAGGUUGGGUAACUCUAAUGACCUGAUGCUCUGCAGUAGAGUGAACUCUUGGCCUUACUUUCCUAGGAACGUUCCUCGCGAGAGAUUCAUCACAGUGUUUGAUGAUUCUUGAGACUGCAGAGACUUUAAACACAUUAUUGAAAACUAUUUGAGGUAAAGAAGGUUUUUAAGAAUGCAAAGUUAUCUUUUCACUUUUUUCAGCAAACAUAAUAAAGAGCUUUGACAGGUCCCUGGUUUGUUUUUGUAAUCAUACCAUUAGAUCUGUGGCCAUAUGUCUCAGGUGAAGAGAAGAGCAGAGCUGCUAAUCCCCUGGUGGUAGGGAAGGUUGCUGGACAGGCUUCGAGUAUCCAAAUAUAUAGUGAGAUUGCAUUUGGAAUGACCUCCACAGGCCCCAGUCUGCAAAGAUCUUUAAUGUCCACCCCCAACAGAGCUGGGCUCAUCAAGUCCAACAUUAAGUCACAGACUUCAGCACUUGGUUUCCAUGGCAAAGUCUAUGUCCGGGUUAUGGACAGAUGAUUCCACCCAUCAGUCAAACUUCAGAUCCAGGAGGAAGAACGCUGUGGGCAAUUUGGGAUCUAUAGCUCGCUGUGGUUCCUCCAGCGCCGUAGUGAGCGCUUUGUUCGUAUUUCCAUCAGUAAAUCAGACCCAUUCCAGACCUUUGGGAAUUAGUCAACUCUGCCGGGGCUGACCAGUGAUGGAUCCACUGAUGGAUGGAUCAAUCCAUUAAUCGUGAUUGACAGUGACAGUAUAGCCUGAUGUGCACUUUGCCAUAAAUGUAACUAUACAUCACAGCUAACCAUGCCACACCACCUUUGACUGGAAGAUAUUGAUUUUUGUAAAGGUAAUGCUUCUUUGAAAGAAACUGCAAUAUAUAAUGAGGCGCAAAUGUAUCUGGCUUGCCCCUAAUUCAUACCGAAUAGGCAGUACUGCCAGCAUAGCAACAUGCCGUUUUCUCAUUUUCGUAACUCUACCCAAUCCGGUCUUUACUUGAUUGGUUCUGACAUAUUCUCUUUUUUUUCAGUGUUGCAACAAUUUCACUAAAAGUAACUGUUGUUAAACAUUUAUAAACUCAAACUCCAACCCGGUCAGCUCAGUUUCAUUCUCUAUUGUUUGAAGUAGACAUCAAACUCAACACCGUGGCAUAGAAACUCCCCUACCAGCCACUGUAGACAAACAUAAACUAUAAAUGCUUACAAUGACGUCAGCCACCUGCGUAGGCUACCGCAUAUAUUUCAACACAGGAAUACAAAUGUAAGUUUAUACAUUUGUCAUUGUGAAUCUGGUAAAGUGUUAUAAAGGUUGUCCAUCAAAUGUAAUCAUUCAUUUCCGAUUCACAUAUAAUAAAUAAUUCAUUUAAAAAAACUUCACUUUUAGAACAUGUUCACACAUCCUCCCACUGUGUUGUAUUUCACUGAAACAAAGUCUGUUCAUUAAAAUGCAUUCUGCAUGGUGGAUUGGAUGAACUUUAUAUUGCGGAGCUUUCACAAAAGGUCUAACGUCACGGUCUCAGAGAUACUUCUAAUAUCCAAAGCAACAUGGGCACUGACAUGAAGUACUCAUCGUCAUUACUCAUUAAGCAUUUUGAUCCGUCUUGUCUCUGCCUUAUAGCUCUGAUGUUAACACCGGCAUGAGCUGCCGCUGACAGUUUUUCUGAAUAAAAGAUCAGUUAUGGAAGCUUUAUCUGAGGAAGUUCCUCUAAUGAGCUGUAGCAUCAGAUACUGCUGCAAAAGGCAAGCUUUGAGACAGUCUGUGUGUUUGUGUCUCUGCAUGUUUGUGUAUGUGUGUGUGUGUGUGUGUGUGUAAGAGAGAAAUUUACUAUUCCUGUCCUGAGCUGAACUGUUAAAAGUUUUAGACAUGCUGGUUUGCAUCCAACGGCUUUAUCUUUCUUCUUCUCCUCUGACUCUCUCUGUGGGAACAAUGUAAAGGGAGUAUUUCACCCAGACAGAUGCGGUACUAGAGGAUUUUUAAAACAUUCACGCACACUUGCUCUCCUCUACACUCAUCCUGUCUCACUAGGGGGUGUAUCUUUAUUUCAUCUAAAUUAAAAUUUGAAGAGGCAAAUGACUUGUUACAAAUGCUCUGUCUGGCUAGAGUUAAACUGCAGUGAUGCUGAAGUGGUGAGUGGAAAAGCAGACAGAAAAAGAAAGACUGUUUGCCACUGACUCAGAGACGACAUGAAACUGCCCAUUCAUAUGUGUGGUAUUUGGGGAAAUAUGUUUCUGCCAGCUGACAUCUACUGGUGAUAUCAGUCUUACUUUGGUGCAGACCACAGUAGUAUUUUCUUCUUUUUUUUUUAUUGACAUUUUAGAAUCACUAUACAAUGCCAUCAACUUCAGCUAUCUUUCAGUACAUAUCUUUUUUUCUUUUUUUCUAUAUUCAAACAACUGAAAUAUCCAUACAAUAAGAAUGAAAGAAGAAGAAGAAAAGAAAAAGAAGCAAAACAGGAAACAACAAACAACAUAAAUAAAAAAUACAUAAGGAAAAAGAAAAAGGAAAGAAAAAUAGAUAAAUAAAUAAAUAUAGGGAGUGUGUUUUUGUUUCCCUUAAUAUAACUAAUAUUUCCUCUAGUCUUCUAGUAGUUAACAAAGUCAAAAUUAUAAGCAAAAACUGGCCUGCGUUUUCUAAUAUAGUCCAUCCAUUUCUUCCAUCGUGAUACAAACAGGUCCCUCUUGUAGUUCACAUCUGCUGUCAUUUUCUCCAUUCUGUAAAUGUCCAAUGUGAUGUUCAUCCACAUGUUCAUAGUUGGGCUCUCUGAAGAAAGCCAUUUUUUUGUGAUGGCUUUUUUGCCUCACAGUAGUAUUUUCAUGUUGCCUACUCAUGAACCUGCUUCUCCUACAUUUUAGGUUUCCCUCCUGUUUUAUUAUGCAUUUGCAUUUAUUUUACACUGCAUACAAUUUCAAGACACCUGUCAAUGCAAAGAGUGACAAAUUGUGUCCAGGUCAGGGACAAAUUGCGUCCAAAGUACAUUUUUAAGUAUCCCGGCUGAGAUCCCAGUUAAAAUAAGCUUCUCUAAAGGCUGGCUGGCUUCUCCUUCAGAGAUGAGGUGAGGGGUUUGGUCAUUCAGGUGGUUGGGCAUCAGACUGGCAUGCCUUCUAGGUGCCUCCUGGAUAAGUUGUCCUACCAGUAGGAGGCCCUGGGAUAACCUGGACAUGUUGGAAAGAUAUGUCUUUCAGCUGCCCUGGGAACCCCUGAGUGUUCCCUCAGAUGAGCUGGAAGAGGGGGUUGGGUAAAAGAUGAGCUGGGCUUCUCUACUUAGACUGUGCACAGACAAGAGAAAAGAAGAGAGGAAAUACAGAUGGAUGUGUUUAUAUGCAACCUGACAACCCAAAGCCUAAAUUUCGGGGGGUGUGCAGCUGCUCUCUAGAGAGGCAGUCUGUUCAAAAUACUCAAAGUAGUCCACAAAUACAUGCAACAGGUAAUUUCAGUCCAAAUCUAGAACCAAACCUUAACCACCUCUUCAAUCUGUUGAUUGUACAUCCCAUGGUACAUCUGUCUCUAGCAACUCAUCUUAUGGGGCAAUCAUCCUGAAAUAUUCAUGGUUUCCCCUCGUUUGUGCUCUGACACUCACUAAUUCUCAGCUCUCACUUUCCAACCCUCAGGGUACUAGACUUUGGGUGGAAAUCUUUGUGCAUUGAGAGUUGUUUUCAUGUCUCGACCUCAGUGUCUGUCUCCCCCUGUGGCCAGGUUAUUAUUCCAACCAGUAGGGCUUAUGUUUUAUUCAUACAGUUAACUGGAUUCUCAGCACCCGUCUUACCUACUGAAUAUGUUUGGCUAUUAGGGGACCUUCUUGCAUCUUCACCAUGAUUCCCUUUGGACUGUGGGACACUUAGACACUUGUAGUUGUUUUGUAUUUUCGAUAACUCCACCUAUUUAGUCUUGAUCAGCUUGAUAGCUUUACUACCAUUCAACCACAAAUAUUCAGUCCUCUUCCUGAAAAAAGUUAUUGGGCCACUUCAUAUAUUUCCAAGCACUUCAGUUUGUCUUGUGGGGAUCCUUCCUGAUCAGGAUUAUUCUGGCUCGUGUCAGCUAGUCUUCCCAUAUGGAAAAGAAAUAGUAAAAACUUAUAUGUGAUUACUCAUGAAAGUGGCCACUUUCAUGAGUAAUCACAUCCCAUGGAUGGGCGGUAUCAAAUGACGUUUACUCUUUAAAGGUCUUUUAUGUUUCAUUAAGUUUCAUUAUAUAAUUUUUCAAGGGAUCUUACAUCUGUUUUCACUCUUAUAUGCUUUUCAUACAAGUUUCACACAAGACAGAUACAAACUUUAUAAGAUUUAUAUAUAUAUCUUUUCCAUAUGGGUUGUUGUUAAACAAGUAGGUAGCAGCCUGCUAAAUUAAGUAGCAGUAUAGCUUCUUCAGCCAGCAGGUGUUUGAUGUUGCUUGGAUCCAUUUCUUUUUAAAAAUGAUUUUUUUCUCAGCUGGACUAUUUUUCUUUCAGUUCUCACAAUUCCUUAUGAAAUCCCAUCACUUAGUAGGGUAUUUUAUAUUAAAGUUUGGGGGUAAAAGCAACACUAAAAUCCAGAGAAAACACCCAGAAGAACUCGUUAAAAGCAUCUAUUUGCGAUGGCCAAUCAGAAAUAAAAUGAGCUACAAAGAAUCUCACAGAGAUGUGACUGUGUCACAGAAUAAAAGACCUUUAAAGAGUAAACGUCAUUUGAUACCGCCCUCCAAUCAAAACUACAUCAGCCUUACUUUGAGAGCAACCAGCUGGAAUGCUUCUAUUUUUUAAACUAAGCAAUAAAACUGUGUGUGCACUGCAAUGCAUUCCUGUUAAUUUCACCUUCUGUGCAUAUCCAAACUCACAUUGAAUAUUAACAUCAAUUCAUCACAUCAGUGCAAGAUUAAGAAAAUAUAGAAAUCUUUGGUAAUUAUUACAUUAAUUAUCCUACCUAAUGAUCUCAUAAGUGCAAACGGUUAAUAAACCAUUAAGAUUAUGUGGAACAUUAAGCAGCUCAUAUUGCCUGUUAAUCAUGAAAGUAUCCACUUAACAGCUCUGAACACUGGCAUAGCAACUAUAUUCUGUGCAACCCUUUUUAGUCAAAAUAGAAAGUGAGCAUCAAUAAAGUAUUUACCUUUCUUGUUUAUUAUUCACUGUUCUUAAAAUAUCAAAACACAAAUACUGCUGUGUCAGUGGUUGUUUGUCAUUACAAUAAAUGAACAAGCCAAAUAGCUUCAGUUUAGAUGAUUCUUUAGGACUCAUUUCACUGUUCACUGUUCAAAACCAUAUACCUCCUGUCUGUGUGCAUCCACAGUAACAAAACAUGGAUAUAAUAGAUUUAAAAUAAUAUAGCUGGUACUGCAGACUUAUCAUUUAUGUCUUGUUUUGUGACCUGUAAAUCUAAGGAAGAUGUAAUCACAGCAAGCCUUUAUUGUUCUUUUAAAGCUUUCUCAGACAGAAAUGCAAUGCUUCCUGGAAUAAUCACAGAAGCAGGGUCCUUCAUCAGACUGAAAACUCAUUUCUUCCUGGCGGUACUUACUCCCCUCUGAACAGUCACUCCUCUGAAGUCACUUUAUUUUCUCCUUUUAAAUUAUAGAAAUGUAUUGCUCCAUUUGUUCUUAAUCUCUUUCUCUUCUUUGCACUUCAGUACUCGGUGGCAUUUCUACAAUCACAAUAAUAUUACUUCAUAAAAGACAUCGGAGCCUAAAUGUUAUACAGACUGUUUUAGUAGAUGGUUAUUAAGGGUCACAAAAUGACUCUGAAGAAGCCUGAGGUGAGCCCAAGGUGAUUUGCAGGUAGUAGAUGAUGGAUACAAAAGAAAAGAACUAACUAACUAACUACGUAAAAAUUAUGCUGCUCUUUUCCUCCUAUUGUUAACCGCUACACAAUAAAGCAAUAAACACAAACACCUGACAGAGGGUGACAGUCAAACCAGGGUCCUUUUAGAAGCAAGUCUUUAAAGUCAUCAUCUUAAAUUGCAUAUAAGCACUUAUUAGCACACUUAUUCUAAAGUAUUAUCUAAAUGAACUUUGAAUGCCACAUCCAGCUCUUGGCCAAAAAUUUGUAUUGGAACUUCUCAAGCAAUGGCACAUUAUAACAUUAUUAAAUUUACUCUCUUAAAUUGCAGUACUACUUAGCUCACUAUAGAGACAGUGGUGAGUAUUUACAGUUCUCUGUAAACACAGAGAAGAUUGGAGAAAGUUUGUUUACAUCCUCAUCAGUAUGAUAAAUAAAUGAUUGAGAAUUAGUGUGCAGUCUUAACCCAUGUUUGCAGUCACUGAAUGUGUUUUUACCUACAAAAAUAAGAGAGAAUUAAGAGAGUGCUGAGCAGUUCCAGAAGUCAUUUAAAAGUGUUUUUUUUUUUCUUUUUAAGUUCCCAGCCUGGAUACUGAAAGGUUGGGAACUUAGACUUUUGCUCUUUGUGUGUGUUAUUCUGAAUGCAGAUUGUCUUCUGGGUGCAGGUUUCCUCAGGCUGCUAAUUGAUGAUGCCACUCACAGCCACAGUUGCAGUGUUUGCAUUGCCCAUGGGGUCGGGUGUUGCCAUCACAGAUGCAUACUUAAGCUCAGGCAGCAAUUAUAGCAGCUGAAAUUAAAAUCCUGACUGAACAAAUGAGCCAAAUAAAUGUUCUGUUGUCUGGUCUAAUACACGUCUCUCUAGUUAAGAUAUUGCAGCUUGUUAAUUUAUAUUCUGUUGUGUGUGUGUGUGUGUGUGGGUGGUGGGGAUGGUCGUAGUUAUUAAGAUAUCUAUGCAACCCUGUUUGUUUCGCUUUUCCAACACGUAAAACCUCAUUACCUGAACACCGAGCAAGCAUGUUGUUUACUGGCGCGGUGCAGCAUUCGAUUGCCAGAGAUUUGAUUUCCGCUGACUUUGAAACAGAUUGAAUGUAAAACAUUUUAAUGAAAAGGUUAUAUCAAAUUAUCCACACCUCAUGUCCUAACAAAGUGAAUGACGAUAAAGCAAACAACCUUCUGCCUCCAUCCCCAAACACUGUCUAACUGCACCUCUUAGGACACAGACUUUUGUGUCUUUAAAACAAUAUUAACUGCAGUUUUUUUUUUAAACAAGUCAACUGAUGGCAAUUAUAAGACAACAGUCUGCUCUUUAGAAAGUACUUUAAAACUUUUGAUUGCCUCGUUUGUACUUUAAAGUGGUACUCUGGCGAUAUAUUCCACUAGCAAGAGACAAAGGCCGUCUGAAGAUUGCUUUCUCAUUCGUUCGUUAACUACUGCCUAUAUAACAGUCAGUUAACUCUAAUGAGCAAUUAAGUGUGAUUUUUGGACACUUUUAAAUCUGUCCAUAACCUGCAAUAGAGCGCACAUUUCAUGUUGAGGGUGUCAGACGACACACAGUAAAUGUACAGUACAAUGAGCAGUCAAAAAGAUCAACCAUUCCACUCAUAAAAGUACAUCUUAAAUUAAUUGUCCUGCUGUCCCUCCCAAGGUCUUGUCCUUGUUCUUCUCAGAUUCCUCCUUCAUUGGGAUCACUGUCUGACCACUCGCUUGUAUACAUUUGCAAGCACGAGCAUAAAACCUUAUGUCAGAUUGAUCAAAAAAACAUUUUAUCAGAGGAAGAUUCUGCAGUUUCCAAGCUAUAAGAAGCCGUAACAGGUCAGGAAUGUGACCUGACCUGCUGCAUGCUGGUCCAUCCCUCCAUCGUUCAUUGCUGUGAGCACUCACCACCCAUGAAUCCCCCAGGGUCACUGUCAAUGCCAAGUCAGAAACCUUGUCAACAUUCUUGGACAGUGACACUACUUUAACCCAGUAUAAAAGUCACUUUGUUAGCUUUCAGGUUUAUAUAUAGAAUUAGUUUUAAAAUCAUUCUAUUAGUUUAUAAAGAUCUCAGUGGUUUGCUCCCUCACAGUACAUCUCUGACCUGUUUGGUAUCUUUAACCUAAGACGACCCCUCAGGUCAUCAAGUAGUUAUGCCCACACAUGUGUGUAAUAACUAGAGAUGGCACGAUACCACUUUUUUAUGUCCGAUACCAAUACCGAUAUCAUAAAUUUGUAUAU